Molecule: messenger RNA, 2959 nt
Organism: Scophthalmus maximus (turbot)
Lineage: Eukaryota; Metazoa; Chordata; Actinopteri; Pleuronectiformes; Scophthalmidae
Gene: sypl2a
Product: synaptophysin-like 2a
Exons: 6
Coding region: 222-938 (238 amino acids)
Cellular component (GO): synaptic vesicle; synaptic vesicle membrane
Source: RefSeq, a predicted model, not a curated record
GGCCGUGACGCAAGGCGGGGCAGUUGUACGGGCUUUGAUGACAGCGGGCUGAGCGCACACUUAUCAGUCCCCCGCCUCCUGUUGCUCUGCCCGCUGCUGACAGCACUCGUAGUCUCCGUCUCGCAGUCCAACGUCUGGACACGCACUUUGAGUCGACCUCACAACCACACCGACGGGUUCAGGAGCGCACACCAGGCACUCCGCGGUUGUUUCACGGCUCAAUGGAAACCGUUCAGAAGCUGACGUCCGGAUUCUCUCUGGACCUGGGACCUCUGAAAGAACCCCUGGGGUUCAUCCGUGCACUGGAAUGGGUCUUCACCAUCUUUGCCUUUGCUACGACUGGAGGUUACUCCGGGACAACCCACUUAACAGUCAACUGUCCAGAACCCACGGGAACACUGGAUGUUAAGCCUGAGUUUGGAUACCCAUUCAGGUUGUCAUCCCACCCAUAUAAGAUACCGUUAUGUAACGGCACCCAAAGCAACGAGACCUACCUGCGGGGCGACUUCUCCUCCUCAGCAGAGUUCUUUGUGUGUGUCGGUGUGUUUGGGUUCCUGUAUUGCACCGCCACACUGAUCCUCUACCUGGGCUACCAGAGUGUCUACCGCCAGACCGCCCGCGGCCCCAUCGUAGACCUGGUGGUGACUGCAGCCUUUGCCUUCCUGUGGCUCGUGUCCUCCUCCGCGUGGGGCAAAGGCCUGACUGACGUCAAGUGGGCCACUAACCCCGAUCACCUGGUGGAGUCCUGCAAGGCCCUCUGUCACCCCGGAGAGUCCCCUCCCAUGGGCCGCCUCACCGCCUCUGUGAUCUUUGGCUUUCUGAACCUGAUCCUGUGGGCAGGAAACUGCUGGUUCAUCUACAAAGAGACUUCUUUCCACAAGGAUCCCAACCCACCGGCCACCAUGGAGGAAGGAGGGCCCCCCGAGCCCCAAAACUGAGGGACUUCUAGCGUAGGCCUGCACCUACAGCAGAAACGCUUCACGUCAACAUUGGUCCCUAAUGUUAACUCGCAGAAAUAGAAAAAAAAAUGAAAACCGUCACAAAUAACCCCCCCAAAACGUGUCACUACAGUUUUUUUUUUUUAUGUUGUGGAUAUUUAACUGAAGUUGAGCUCGUCCCCAGUGGCUGAAAAACCCUCACGUUAUCUCCCCACGUGCCUUGAAAACACUAAUUGUGAUUAUAAACUAAAAUACUAAAACACUAUAUCAGCAGAGCAGACCUGCAGAGCAUAUGCUUCCACACUGUCCACCCUGGAUGUCUGGCCUUUAGCAAGCCACCUACUGACCCAGCAUCUCUGGAGAAAGCCAAAGGACUAAAAGAAGUUGAAAUCAAACAACUCUUACAUUCAAUAAUGUUUUUACUGCCAUAAGAAGCAACAUCCAGAGCCAGGCAGUUCAGUGGGAGCAGAUGCACACCAGGGUUCUUCUGUCAUUCAUAGAUCUGUAAGGGCAAUACUACAGUACAGAAUCUAAGUACUGUAUAUCUAAACAUCCAAACAAUUUCAAUAGAUGAGUCAUAGUCUGACAAAAUAUGUUGCUUGUGUAUAUAAAUAUGUACGCUCAAAGAAACAGGCGUGGUUCAUCACCAGACUGAGAUGUGUGUUAAACCAUCGCAACUGUCAGAUGAGCAGCCAUACAGUUCACCUCACCUCAGUCCACGUUACAUAAUCACAUGGUUGUUACGCUUUCAACACACUCUGGUUUCCCUGUGCCUCAACAGAACACACUAAGUCAGAAAUCACUACAAUUUACUGUACCUCAAGUGUCCUUCUCAGUGAUGUUAGUUUGCUCUCUGCACGUUUACUGCAGCAUGUGUUCACGACCUCACGGUGUCCGUUCGAACCUUGUUCUGUUCCCAUUUGUUUCAAAAUUCUAACACUAAGUCUCGCCCUUGUUUACAAAAGGUGCCUUUAAUUACACUAUACACCGGUUAUAAGUAUUUUUUAUCUACGUUCAUUUGACUGUGGCGCCAAUGUUUGAUGUCUGUUUGUGUUUCCCAACGGAAAGGUGUCUGAGUGCAGCUGUUUGUUUUUCUUUCUUUCUUUCUUUUUUGGUGAUGUUGAAUCUGUGUCGCUUUUGGUUGAAACAUCUGAUGAUAAAUAGUUUGAGUCUCACUUUGGGCAAGAUGUGGUUCGCGAGGUUGAUUUAAUCCUGCUGUAUUUCUUUAUGACUCCUGCCUAUCGUUUUAUUCUGUGUAAACAAUGAAGUACAUCAAGUUCUGUGUUGAAUUCCUGAGAGAUGUUCUACGGAAGAUAAGUCAGAGAAAGUCUCUCCAAAGUCCAGACACUGAUUAACUCUGUGUUUUCACUAAAUAUCCUAGAUUCUAAAAUCGGAUUCUGGAUUCAAUUUCACCACUUGAUCCACCCGAGCACUAAUGUUAGUCAUUUGACGUAUUCCUAAAAGUUUGACUUAUAUCUCUAACUGCAUUUUGACUUCUCCUCAAUUCUUGGAUUUGCUUUGAUUUAAUUCUCAAUAUUUCUACUUAAUUCUCCAAAUGCAAAAUGAAGAAAAAAAAUCUUCCUCUUCUCAUUGUUUUUUUUAAAUGUCUGGCCUUAUUAAAACUCUCGUGUUGAUAGUGUUACACUCAGCCCUCAAUGGAAUCCAAGUAUCCUCAUGAAGUGUAUGUGUACUAAUAGAUCGACCAGUGGCUCGAAUCGAAACGUGUGCAGCCGCUUCAUUUCACUACCUAGGGAAUAUAUGAGGGACUGUUUGAGUUAUUAUUUUGAAAGUAAUAUAUUUUCCACAUCAUAUUGAAAUUGAACAUGGAAGAAUAUAUGUAUAAUAAUCUGCUUAAUCGUUUUAGGAAGACAAAUAUUAGUUUACGUUGAGCACACAGUGAGAUAUUGCUGCUUAUGUGAUGUUGAUUGACAUAGGACUUGAUUUAUUUUACGCCUUGUCUGUCUUAAAGGAAAAUCUGAUCUGUAUGUGAUGUGUAAAACAUGAGAGCUGCCACUGCUGGA